Messenger RNA from Nycticebus coucang (slow loris), 3125 nucleotides. It is a transcript of the gene TAF5L, whose product is annotated as TATA-box binding protein associated factor 5 like. The transcript has 5 exons. Gene Ontology annotation, molecular function: protein binding; transcription coactivator activity. Gene Ontology annotation, biological process: regulation of DNA-templated transcription. Lineage: Eukaryota; Metazoa; Chordata; Mammalia; Primates; Lorisidae. Bases 189 to 1958 code for a protein of 589 amino acids. Gene Ontology annotation, cellular component: nuclear protein-containing complex; histone acetyltransferase complex. The record is from RefSeq and is a predicted model, not a curated record.
CCGCUCAGUGUCAGUCAGACAUGGAGCUGCAGCCCAGGGCCGCGGCGGGGGCGGCGGGCCGCGGGGCGCCGAGGCCCAGCUGAGCCGGCCGUGGGAGCGAAACCCCACAGCAGAGACGACGGAGGCGGAAGCAGUCCGGAGGCGGCGGCGGCAGCCUGGGCAACCGGAGCCGCCUGGGAUGUUCAGUCAUGAAACGAGUGCGCGCCGAGCAGAUUCAGAUGGCAGUGUCCUGCUACCUCAAACGCCGGCAAUACAUGGACUCAGAUGGUCCCUUGAAGCAAGGGCUGCGGCUGUCACAGACUGCUGAGGAGAUGGCAGCCAAUCUCACAGUUCAGUCGGAAUCUGGUUGUGCCAACAUAGUGUCUGCAGCCCCUUGCCAGGCAGAGCCCCAGCAAUAUGAAGUACAAUUUGGACGCCUGCGGAAUUUUCUCACUGAUUCUGAUUCCCAGCACAGCCACGAAGUGAUGCCUCUCCUCUAUCCUCUCUUUGUCUACCUCCAUCUCAACCUGGUCCAGAACAGUUCCAAGAGCACAGUGGAAAGUUUUUACAGCCGCUUCCAUGGAAUGUUUCUGCAGAAUGCUAGCCAGAAGGAUGUCAUUGAGCAGCUACAGACCACUCAGACCAUCCAGGACAUCCUGUCUAACUUCAAGCUCCGAGCAUUCCUAGAUAACAAGUAUGUAAUCCGUCUCCAGGAAGACAGCUACAACUACCUUAUCCGCUACCUCCAAAGUGACAACAAUACUGCCCUGUGCAAAGUCCUUACCUUACAUAUUCAUCUUGAUGUGCAACCUGCCAAGAGAACAGACUACCAGCUCUAUGCCAGUGGCAGCUCCUCUCGCGGAGAGAGCAAUGGCUUAGAGCCCCCUGAUGUGCCCAGCCCUAUUCUACAGAAUGAGGCCGCUCUGGAGGUCCUUCAGGAGAGCAUUAAGCGUGUCAAGGACGGACCUCCCUCCCUCACUACCAUCUGCUUCUAUGCCUUCUAUAACACAGAGCAGCUGCUGAACACUGCAGAAAUCUCCCCUGAUAGCAAGCUGCUUGCGGCUGGGUUUGACAACUCUUGCAUAAAACUUUGGAGUUUACGAUCCAAGAAGUUAAAAUCAGAGCCCCAUCAAGUAGACGUGUCCCGUAUCCACUUGGCUUGUGAUAUUCUGGAAGAGGAGGAUGACGAGGAUGACAGUGCCGGCACAGAGAUGAAGGUACUGCGGGGACACUGUGGACCCGUGUACAGCACGAGGUUCCUUGCAGACAGCUCAGGGUUGCUCUCUUGUUCUGAGGACAUGUCCAUUCGAUACUGGGACCUGGGGAGUUUCACCAACACUGUGUUGUACCAAGGACAUGCCUACCCUGUGUGGGACCUGGACAUUAGCCCUUACAGUCUGUACUUCGCCAGUGGGUCGCACGACCGUACUGCCAGGCUGUGGUCAUUUGAUCGGACGUACCCGCUGAGGAUAUAUGCAGGACACCUGGCAGAUGUGGACUGUGUCAAAUUCCACCCGAAUUCAAACUACUUAGCUACAGGCUCCACCGACAAGACUGUGCGUCUGUGGAGCACCCAGCAGGGGAGCUCGGUGAGACUCUUCACAGGCCACCGUGGCCCUGUGCUUUCUCUUGCCUUCUCUCCCAAUGGUAAAUACUUGGCAUCUGCAGGCGAGGACCAGCGGUUGAAGCUGUGGGACUUGGCCUCUGGGACCCUUUAUAAAGAACUGAGAGGCCACACAGACAAUAUCACCAGCCUCACUUUCAGUCCAGACAGCGGCUUAAUCGCCUCUGCCUCCAUGGACAACUCAGUGCGAGUCUGGGACAUCAGGAACACUUACUGCAGUGCGCCUGCCGACGGCUCCUCCAGCGAGCUUGUGGGCGUAUACACUGGGCAGAUGAGCAACGUUCUGAGUGUGCAGUUCAUGGCCUGUAACCUUCUUCUGGUGACUGGAAUUACACAAGAAAAUCAGGAACAUUAAUUUUUUUUCUUUGUUGGAAUGGACCGGCGCAGUGGUGAAGGCCUCCAGUUGCCGUCCUUCCACAAGUUGAGAUUGAAUCACUGACUGUGAAAGAGCACCCUGCUCCCCUGUCUCCAGGGCUCUCAUCCCAGGCAGGUCCUCCUUCACUCAGCCCCCCAGCAUCAAAGGCCUGGGUUGGGGUUGGAGGCUGAGGCAAGGCAAUGGGGAGUGGACACGAGAUCUAGACUUAGGAUGCUGCAGAGGUCCCGUGGCAUGCCCUGCACCAGCGAGCAUCUUCCUGUCUCUGUCUCAUCUGUCCCGUCCCCUGUCCAGGGCUGGUCUGCUUAGACGGUGGUUGCAGAGCACUCUAGAAGUAAAUGGCAGAGGUGUCACCUACCGUCCUGCCCUUGGUAGAAAGGAAGUCCUUAUUGGUGGAGGGAUGUUGGGGUGGGAGCUAGUAAAGGGGAGGGGAUGAUCCUGACAAAAAGUCUUUCCUUUUCCAUAAUUACAGAGAAUGAGGAUUUUUUAUUAUUGUUAUUAUAUUAUUAUUAUUAUUAUUGAGAAGAGGAGACCUAGCACUGGCCGAGGGGACCUUCUCUGCUUUUCUCCUUCAGGUUUGACUCCUGCCACUGGCUUUGAUACUUGGAAUUUUGAGGUUCAGGGAAUUCAGAGAAUUUGGUAUCACAGUGUUGAGGGAGAAAGGGAAAUUUGGGGUGGUCAAUUGAUCGCCUCGGUUGACAUGUUCCUGGAAGGGGGUGGGUGGGUUUGAUUGAGAAAGUUUGGGCUCUUGGGCUUUUGCAGGGAUGGUGGGGAAAAAAAUUCUUUCCAUGGCUGCACUUCUAUUAUUAAUUCUCUCUGCUCAAAAGAAAGAUUAUGAUAAAGAAUAACUUGGAGUAAUAAGUCACAAGAUAGAAUUAGAGAAAUGUGGAAUUUCCAAAUGACCCUUCAGAGGUAUAGCUUUCUCUGUAUCUUUCUAGCCUGUGAUGAUCCGCUCCCACCUCCUGCACUGCAAUACCAGGCUAGUGAACACUUUGUGAAGUGAAUCCUAAGUAUGUACGCACGCAUAUCAAAGUAUGCUCUAGAAAAAGGCAAGUUCUAAUUUGUGGAAAAAGGAUUAAAUAUUUGUUUUCUGAAAAGAGUUAUUUUGUAUUUUGUUUUCUAUUAAAAUACAUUUAGUUUCAAAAAAAA